AUGGGCGCCCGGUCGUCGUGGCUACAGGCUCUUCUCCUCUCAUUAUACGCGCAUUCUUCUCUCUCUCAAUCCACGCCCCCCAGCAACCCUUUCCCGGCCGGCCAACUGCCUGACCCAACCAAUUCAUUGAAAGUAGAUCUUGGCUAUGCUGGCUAUGCUGGGGUGUACAAUGAUGGUUUGAAUCAUUGGUAUGGGAGACUGCGAUGGCAGGCAUCUAUUCCUCCGCAGACAACAUUCAAUGGCACCUUUGUAAAUGCAAGUACUAUGGGUUCAGUAUGUCCUCAGGCGCCAGAUCAUAUUGAUACGGCAGAGCCUAAGUGGACAGCGAGCUCAUCAGAAAGUGAAGAUUGUUUGAUUUUGAAUGUCUGGUCCCCGCCCGAUGCUGUCGAUUUGCCCGUUUUUGUUUAUAUCCAUGGCGGUGGUUAUGGCACUGGAUCAGGGGACACCAACCUGCCGUUUCUUAUCAAUGUUUCUGAGUCAAAAUUUGUCGGUGUCGCAAUGCAAUACCGACUUGCAGCGUUUGGAUUCCUCGCAGGCAAUGAAGUCCAGGAAUAUGGAACCGCUAAUGCCGGUCUACAUGACCAAUAUCUGGCUCUGCAAUGGAUACAGAAGUAUAUUUCGCUCUUUGGGGGAGAUCCAAACCGUGUCACUAUAGCCGGCGAAUCGGCCGGCGGUGGCUCGGUAAUGUUGCACUCUAUGGCCUACGGUGGUGCUGUGGGAGACGAUCUGUUCGAUGGCGUUUUUGCUGCGAGCCCUUAUCUUCCUCAGCAAUGGAACUACGACGAUCCCGCUACAGUUGCGGCGUACGAGACGUUUGCUGAUUUAGCAGGAUGCUCUAAUAGUACCACGGAAACUGUUUUCGACUGCCUCGUGGCCCAAGAUACUGACAUCCUUCAAAAUGCUUCUUACGCUGCUACUGUUAAUGCCAAAUACGGACAAUGGGCCUUCCUGCCUGUCACAGAUGGGAGAUUUGUUCAGCAACGGCCAAGUGUGCAACUUACUAAAGGACCCCUCAAUGGGAACCGAGGCUUAGUAGGAAAUAACGCAAACGAAGGCGUCAGCUUUGUGCCCCAAAAUAUUAGUACGGAGGACGACUUUGUCGAGUUCAUCCGCUAUUUAAUGCCCCAGCUUACUGAUAGAGAAGUACAACCAAUAUUGGAUCAAUACCCUAUGCCACAAGAUCCGCCAACAGUCCGUUUCGCUACAGACGGCGUUGAUGAAGAUGCAACAGCCGUUUUUGUGAGCCCCUUUGCAGUUGGCCAGCAGCAGCGUGCUAACAAUCUCUAUGCAGAGAUGACGUUUGUCUGUCCAUCAUACUGGCUUGCUGAUGCAUUCGGCCGGCAUGGAAGGCAGAGUCAUAAGUACCAGUUCUCACUUGUAAACUCAUUGCAUGCGGAUGAUUUGGCUACAUAUUUCCAAAUUUACGGUUACUUACAAGACACCAUGUCCCAAGCAUUCCAGGAUUCCUUUAUCUAUAGUUUUAUCGCUAACGGAGCACCAACCAACGUCAGCACUUAUAUAUCUGACGUGCCAACGGACAUCGCCCAAGUUUUAGCGUCCUGGCCAGCAUACACACCACAAAAUCCACUCCAAGUGAGCCUCAACCAAACGGGCGGAAAUUUGACCACUGCCACCGACCUGGCCAAUCCCUAUGAUUUCGAGAUUGAGACCUACGUCGAGCCCGGAUUAGUACCGAAUUUCACGGUGGUGAAUGCAUACGACUGGGAAGGUGGCCGGGGAGCCAGAUGCGAUUUUUGGAAGUCAAUAGGAGAGGUUAUACGCGCGUCCAAUCGGAUGCUUGCUGGACCGAUCAACCGGCAGUUGCUUCCCGGUACAGUAGCCGAUCAGAUGCGCGGGUCCGCCGGCCCGACGAUGCAUUUGCAUCGAUCCGGUCGAGACCAACCGCUUCGUCGUCCCUGGGCCCUAUGGAAAGCAAGGACUCGACAAGUCGAUAUUAUCGAUACUGAUGAUGACUCGAUAACCCCCCAGGCUGCUCAUGUCCUCCGUAACACAAGAUACGUCAGCACAAGUCAACAUGCCAAGUCAUCGGCGACGGUGCUGGGUUCAGGACCAGUAGGCACAACUGCAAAUGGCUCGCUCUUGCAGCCAUCAUACUCUGUGCCACAGGCAUUGCAACCUGGACAGUCCAAGAGUCAGCACAACCACCUCCAAAAGCCUGAAGGAACGGCGCCACCAUCCAAACUUACCUCCACCAAGUCGCCACUUGGAGACCUCCCGCUUUCUGCAGUCCUACGAUCGGCUUUCAUUCUAACCGUUUCGUCAUCGCCGCUACUGCUCCGGCCGUGCAUAUGGGCACUCUCGCUCCUAGAGAAUCCUAAAUCUGCUCUUACAGACGUGGAUCGCAAUCCGUUGCUGAAGUGGGUGGUGAAGAAGACUAUCUACAAGCAGUUUAAUGCCGGAGAGAAUAAAGCAGAGGUACAACAGUCUAUUGUGGAGACUAAAGACCUAGGCUGUCGCGGCGUGUUGUUGGGAUAUGCUCGUGAGGUAUUGGUUGCAGAUAGUAACUCAAAUCCACACGAUGAGACGCUGGCGCGACAGGAGAUAGAUACAUGGCUGCAAGGCACAUUACAAGGUGUUGAUAUGGCGACCGAAGGAGAUUUUAUUGCGUUGAAGUUUACAGGCAUGGGCACGCAAGCUGUACAUCUCUUAAAAGACCGUCAGCCACCGUCUGAAUACAUGGAUAGUGCGAUUCGCAAGGCUUGUGACGCUGCCAUCGCCAAAUCAGCACGCCUUUUGGUGGAUGCAGAAGAGCAGGCCGUCCAAUUGGGCAUUGAAGACUGGAUUAUGAAAUAUCAAAAGUAUUGCAACUUGCAAACUCCCGGACGCGCUACCUUUUACGGCACCUAUCAAGCCUACCUAAAAGGAGUGCCAGCCAAUAUUGCCAGACAUCUCGCUAUGGCCGAGAAAGAUGGGUAUACUCUAGGAGUAAAGCUUGUUCGGGGCGCAUACAUGAAAAUAGAGUCACGUCAUUUGAUUUGGGACACCAAAGAAGAUACAGACGCAUGCUAUGACGGCAUUGUCGAAGCCCUUCUGACGCGACGCUACAAUUCGAUGCUUCGCCCUGCACCGGAGAGCAAGGAUCAGAAGUGCUUACCUUCUGUGAAUGCAAUAAUCGCCACACACAACCGCGACUCCGUGCUUAAGGCCCAUUCAAUCCGUACUAAACAAGCCGCAAACAACGAGCCACGAAUUGAGUUGGCAUAUGCGCAACUGCAGGGCAUGGCAGACGAAAUCAGCUGCGAUCUGAUUCAUAGUUUCUCUCAUACCACAGAACAAGAUUUCUCCACCAAGGAAAUUCAACCCCUCGAAAGGCCUAAUGUUUAUAAACUGCUUACCUGGGGCUCCGUUCAGGAGUGCAUGGGAUUUUUGUUUCGUCGUGCCCUUGAGAAUACAGAGGCCGUGACUAGGACAAAGGAUUCACGGAUAGCUAUGUAUGGGGAACUGUGGAGGAGGGCAAAGCUUGCUGUAACAGGGCAACGGAGAGGAUAA
Talaromyces atroroseus is the source of this 3510-nucleotide messenger RNA. RefSeq lists its product as hypothetical. The coding region runs from base 1 to 3510 and encodes 1169 amino acids. The transcript is spliced from 14 exons. NCBI's taxonomy places the organism in Eukaryota, Fungi, Ascomycota, Eurotiomycetes, Eurotiales, Trichocomaceae. The record is from RefSeq and is a predicted model, not a curated record.